Molecule: messenger RNA, 3168 nt
Organism: Funneliformis mosseae
Lineage: Eukaryota; Fungi; Glomeromycota; Glomeromycetes; Glomerales; Glomeraceae
Source: the annotation of a GenBank genome assembly
AUGGAGCCAACAUCGACCCAUUCUACUAGCUCAAACAACGAAAGCCUCAGAAAGACUCAGUCCAAUUCUAGGAUUAUUAAAGAUAGUAAUUCUGUAUUGAACAGGUUAAAAAGUGAACUCAAGCAAUUGAUGUUUUCACAACCACCCGGAGUUUCGGCUUUUCCCGACUCGGACAAUUUAUUUAGUUGGGUCGGAUCGAUAACGGGACCAGAAGGAACGAUAUAUGAAGGUUUAACUUACAAGAUCAUCAUGAAGUUUCCGUCAGACUAUCCAUUUUCGGCCCCGUGUGUUCAAUUUCAAACACGCUGUUAUCAUCCAAAUAUAGAUGAAAUCGGUAACAUCUGCCUAGAUAUCCUCAAGGAUAAUUGGUCGGCCAUUUAUAAUGUGACUAGUAUCCUUGUUUCUUUACAAAGUCUUCUUGGAGAACCUAAUAUUGAUAGUCCAUUAAAUAACGAAGCUGCGGAACUCUGGGCUAAGCCAGAAGGUAAUAAAUAUUCGCUUGAUUAUUUCCCAUUUCGCGUUAAUAAUCCUUUUUGUAAACUUUUAACAUCGGUCGCUUUGCGGCUUCGACAAGCCUUUCACUCUUUAGGAAGUGUGGUCACGCAUCCACGCUCGCAUAUCAGACAAUUGUGGAGUUCAGUUUUCGGACAAUAUCAAAAAAAUUCAAAGGAUAUGUCACAACCUAACACAGAUCACAUACCUUCAUCAUCUUCACCUACCCAUCAUUGGAUCACUGAUGAUGAGGAUGAAGAUCAAAAAGGAUCAUGUACGACCCCUUCAAAAAAUACUGCAAAGAGAUAUGCCACUUAUGAAUUAAAUUGGCAAGAUAACAAUAGUUCCGAUUAUUUCGAUUGUGAUUCAAAUGAUGACAUACCUGAUCAUAAUAUUAAUUCACAAAAUAAUGGCACCCCCGUGGAUGAUUCCGUACAGCCUGCUAGAUGUUCAUCACCUAACACGUCACCCCUUACAAUUCCAUCACCUUCCGCUUCUCAAGAACCAUCACAACAGAAUGACCAACCUCGAUCCACUUCAUCUCAUUCCGAGAGUUCAAUUCCCCCAAUUUCCCCAAUCAAUACUAUGAGUCGACCUGAAUCACGUGUCUCGACCGAUAAUGAACCCCAAUCACCAUUUGGAGGGAUUACGGUAACGACUGUUAAAGUGAUGAAUCAACCAUCCAUACACGUACCUGUCAUACACGAACAUAAACAAAAUAUCAAUAAGUUUUCACCUCCGCAGACGCCACAGCAUCAGCCACCAUUGCCACAAUCACGCGUUAAAGAUUUUUCAACCGAAGAUUCUAAAAUGUUGAAACAGAAAAAACGUUCUUCAAUGAUUCGUUCUCAAAAAAGUAGAGGGGGCAAAGGGAAGAGUUUUAACACGAAUAGUAAACAACCGGCGAUCAUGAUACCAAAUGAACAAUCAUUUAUUGACCCAAGAUUAUUAGCACAACGAUCCCCUUUUAGAUCUCCUUCAAAAACAAACCGAAGGCAGGUUAAAAAAGGCGGAAAUGUUAAUAAAAAAAAAAUGUCUCAAAAGAAUAUGGAAUUCGCACCUACUUCGAACCCAGUACAUUCUAAUGAUCCAACAGAUAUGGAGGCUGACUUACUUCCAGUUAAAAACCAAACGUACCCAUGGUUACCGGGAUCAUCCAAACCACCUCAAUUACUUCACGCCUCUUUAGUUCCCCUUCCUCGACGUGUAGACCUUAGGAAGCGCGAGUCAAUCAUUGUACCAAAUCCAAAUCGUGCGUCCUUAGUAUUUAGACGUCACAUUUUAGAGGAAAGUUUGAUGAUGUCGUUUGGUGGAAUGGUGGGUAAUGUUAAUAGUAAACCACAACCUCCCCAAAUAUCAAGACCAAUUAUUAAACGAAAAACCAAAAAAUGUAGCAAUGCCAAAGUAGAAGAUAGAGAAGCAAGACGAGAGAGACGAAGAAAAGAAAAAUUGGAAAAAAGAUUUGCCGAAGAAGCGUCAAAUAAUAGCAAUAAUGUAAAUGUUCAAAUAGAAGGGGUAAAAUUAGAAAAUAAGAAUGGUGACGAAAUUGUCACUAAAACUUUAGAACAGAAUAGAAUUAUAGAAUAUCAAGAACUUGCUGAAAAAGUUGAAAUGCGUAAGAAAGAAAACCAAUCUUCACCGAGUAAAUCAUCACAAGAUACAACAAUGAGCGAUUAUUUUUCACAACGAAGAUCUAAAGAUGAUGUUUCAUCAUCACCACCAGAACGAAAAAAGGAUGAUGAUAGCCCACAUUGUGAACCCCCAAUCAACAAACCGCCUCAUUUAGUAGCUCGUUCGAACUCCCUUGAACAUAUUUUAAGUAAGGAAAUGUCGAAACGUAAACAACCACCAUAUUCCCCGCCAAAUUCACCACCAUCGCCCGUGUCACGCACCCCACGUCCUAUUCCUUUGGAAGAAAGUGAAUCGGAUUCAUUUCAACCAUUGCCUUCUCCAGUUUUGACUUCAAACAAAUAUCAAAAAGUUGGAAUUAAUAUUCUAGGUGGAAUCUUUAAUAAACAAACAGUAAGGGAUGCUACAAGCCCACCAGUUUCGCAAAUGAGUUCGCCUGUAUUACAUCAAAUGCCAUCUCCUUUAUCACCAAGAUCGCCAUCCGCACCAAUUCCGUUGAUAUUGCCAUUACGUUCACCUAUUAAUAAUCCACCACAAUCUCCACCAUUAAGUCCAUCAAGAACUUCGAGAUUCCCACAACAGUUGCCACGAAUUGUAAGACCUCGCCGUGGAGUUGAAAAUGAUCCAAGCAGUCCUCCCGCUAUUCCAGAUCCAGAGAAAUUAAGAAAGAUGGAAAGAUUUGAAGCUUUAAUUGCUAACUCAGAAAUGUCGAGUAGUAAAAAACCAAUCACUGGAAAAAUAAAAGCCCUAAUUUCAAACACUUCUACAGUUGUAACGACUGCUGCUUCCUCUUCUAGUAUCACGAAUUCUAAUCCUAGUAUUGGUGUCCCUUUAAAUUCUAAUUUUCUUGGACGUUCAAGUGAAACUAAUUCAGAAUCACAAAAAGAGAAUAGGCAAAAAGAUUUAGCUAGAAACUCAUCAUCGACCAAUUCUGUAGCCGGAUCUGUUCAUUAUAGACCAGAGGAAAAAGCAAAAUUAGGAAAACCAAGUCAAGUAGAUGUUGAUGGUGUAAUAAGAGUGACAUUAACUCCGGCAGUUUGUCGAUGA